Oreochromis niloticus (Nile tilapia) is the source of this 5785-nucleotide messenger RNA. RefSeq names its product metalloreductase STEAP4. Gene Ontology annotation, cellular component: endosome; plasma membrane. Gene Ontology annotation, molecular function: ferric-chelate reductase (NADPH) activity; cupric reductase (NADH) activity. Gene Ontology annotation, biological process: copper ion import. Lineage: Eukaryota; Metazoa; Chordata; Actinopteri; Cichliformes; Cichlidae. The record is from RefSeq and is a predicted model, not a curated record. The coding region runs from base 3736 to 5151 and encodes 471 amino acids. The transcript has 10 exons.
CCUGUUAAAGCAGAGAUAGGGGAUGAGACUCUCCGAGUUGAGAUGUUUCUAUAAGGCAUGUAGGCCUGUUGUAGACAUGAUAAAAAUGGAAUAUUGACUAUAAAUUUACACACAUGAACAUUUCUUUACACCAGUGCACAUGAUGAGCUGGACAGACAAACAUAACCAGUAGCAGAACACCCACACCACAUGUGCUAUACAAAAGGACACGCACUAUUCAUUUAUCCCAACAGCCCUAAAGCAGCAAUUUCAUCAAAAACAAACAUCUAAAAAAAAAAAAAAAAUAGGGUGCACUUUCAUUCAAACUGUUUCUUAUUCUCCUUAAACCUACUCUAAGUGUUUCAUAAUGAACAUCCCAAGUGUUUCUGUCUGGAAAGCUAGUAAUGGAAUAUUUAUAGAAUAUUUCUGGGAAUACUUGUGGGAAACUCUGGUUGUAACAAGCAUCUUUGUUCUACUGAAACACAAUUUUUUUCAAUUUCUUCUUCUUGGUGUCUUUCUUUCUGUGCCUGAGUCUCUCUGCUAUGUUUCUGUCUUUGUGUCUCAUCGUAUAUCCAGUGUGUGUCUGUCUUCCUACCACUUUUUUUUCACUGCUUUUUCAACAACCUCAAAACCUGAGCUCAGUCAGAGCCUCAAUAUGAAUCUCAUAUGUAAUGCAUUGCCAUAGUAGCCAUUGCAUAACAGAAAUCCCUUAGAACUCAUCUAUCUUACAGGCUGUUCUCUGCUCAUUGUAGCACCAUGGCACUAUGUAUAAUAGGCGCACUCUUACUGAAAACUCUUUAACAACUGCCCCUCAUUGUGCGUGCCUCAUGACGCCUGGAAACAGCUGUAAUCUCAAGUAAUUCCCACCACAGCCAUUCACUCUUGCUUGCAAAUGUGAAUUCUUUAUUUUUGUCCAUUAAGCUGGCAAAACAAAUGUUCGAGGCUCACCAUUAUAUGCAUGUUUUUAAUGCACCGCAGAGUGACAGAUAACACUGACAGAAUCUGAGUGUGCUUUCUCACGUGCGCCAUAAUUUGCAACUCCAGCCUGACAUUUAUAAAUUGAAGCCUCAGCAUAUGCUCGAUGUAAACAUGUCCCAGAGCGCAUUACGGUUAAAUGUUGCAAGAUGUUUUUGAAAAAGCACAAAAUACUCACAUGGUUAGAAAAUCUGUCUGCAGCAGGAAGACUGUCCUUAUAAAUGCAAUUAAAAGUUUACGUGUGCUUGCUUUGUCAUACAACAGAGACAACACAACAGUUUAGUGUAACUGAGACAUUUCAUCAUAUCAGUGAGACUCAGUAGCAAUGUGAGUUUGUAUGGUUUCAGUUUUGAAUUAUUACAGUUCUAAUCCAGAUGUCCAUGGCUAAUGUGGGAUGGAUUAGUGAGCAAUAUGAGUAUCCACUGUAGUUCAAAACUAAGGAAAAUUGUUGGUUUGACCGCCAACAUAAGCUAGGUUUACUGACUGGUUCAGUUUAACUACUUACCACUUUAGGCAUUGUUAGAGGCAAAGCAUUUUUAUCUGUGAAAAUCCUCUAAAACUUGGGUAAAAGUGAGUAAUUAAGUAAAGAACUGCAUUAAUUAAAAAAAAACUGUUCUGUGUGUAAUACAUUUUUUGAGCAAUGACCCCAACACUGAUCACAACAAAGAGGGUAAGUACCUCCAACAUGUGCAAACAUUUGACCCACAGAAUGCGAUUCAUUUGCACAAAUGUGAUGUGUUUGAUGUGCUGCUUAGAGAUGAUGGUUACUCUCAAAGUGAGAGAACUCAUUGAGAAUCUAUGGGAAAAUCAAUAAGGAAUCAAAAUGAUAACUGAUAUCAGGAAUACAAUUGGAAUUGCUUAAUUCUUUCAUUUCCCAUCCUUAGACACGACUGUGACAAAACUAGCUUAGUGCCCACACUGUGCGGCAAUUAUGGCAUACUGUGUGUGGUUGAAUGUAGCUGGAAUUGUUUACAUGUUGAUCUGAUCUGUGGUUGAUUUAGCAGGAUCUGAGUAUAAAUUCAGAUUGUUUCAUGUAACUUAUGUGUGGUUAUUUAUAGAUAUUUGUGUAAUUUUCAUGCAAAUUAGGUCUACCCAACAAGUGGACCGUAAAUUCACCCCGUGGCAAGACUUCAAAAGUAGCCCAGUUCUGUGGGAAAUUACGGACUUGGCAACACUGCCGCUAACUGUCUUUGCUUAGUCACUUCAAAAGAGUAUAAAGUGAUGAAUUCUUUCAGCUCUGUUUCUCUUCUUCUAAUCCUGGGACAUAUUUGCUGCCCCAUGUGAAUGACACGUGAGAAUUUCACACUUUUCUGGAAUCUAUAAAACACGAAUAGCCAAAUCAACCACAUAUAUAAACAAACAUAUUAAGAGCUAUUUACAGUCACUAAUGAUGAAAUACUUACUUGAAGAGCUGUGUGCAUGUGUGAAAAACUUAAACUGAUAACGUUAGGUGCAAAGAACUAUUCUUGAAGGUUACCUAACUUUCUCUGAUAGACAGUCAUGGCCUUGGACAGCAUAAUUAAAGCCAACGUCGGUUUAAUUUACUCGGUGGGUUCAAUAAUUAUUAACUUAGAGAAAGCUCGGCUAAGAGGUGGGAGAGCACUAGGAACUGAGUGCACAGAAAGAACGCAGACUUUGGAGGAGAGAGCUAAGUGGCGAUGGAAAGAGAGAAAAAGAGAAAGAAGGGGACGUGAAAAGAGAGUUGUCCUGGAGGCAGAGCUAGUAAAUGAGUCAUCGACGUGGAUCUGCUAUCAGGUCUAUUCUAACAGUGCUACAAGUGAAUGGAUGCCUUAAAGCCAGGUAGUCACUCUGUCUACACAAAGCCAACUCCCCUGGUACCUCACAUCACAGCUGGGACUCUGCUCAGCUCCGAUCGUCCUGACCCAUUUCAGUGCACAGAUACGCACACACACACGCUCGACCACACACACAUAUAUACACCAACUGACAGUUGCAAACAGACCCAUGCAUUCAUACAAAGCAAAGCAGCCACACGCAAAACACUUACAUACUGUAUGUGCCAAGCUUCAUUUAUGCUCUACUGAGUCUGUUCGUGUCACAACUUUGCAGAUGUUUUAGCCAUGGGGACAUGAACACUAAAUUUGCAGAAAUUCUCUUCCCGGUCGUUUGGUUGGAACAGCGGGUUUUGAAAUGAUAAUGAAUCUGUGGGCCAGGAUUUCCCACAUGGCAUCAUGUCUAGAGUGGAAACAGAAGAAAUAGAAUAAGGCAGCACUGGAAAGCAACAGCAAAAGAUGUUUUUUUGUAUUGCCAAAUGUAAAAGUCAAAUUCUGGCUGAACUAGGUAGAUAAAGCAGUCGGCUUUUCUGAGAAUAAUAAAAUGUUAAAAAAUCCGAGGUUAAUGUUACUGCUGCAGAGUGCAGAUGGCUCCCCAUACAGUUAAUUUGGAGUUCAAAGUCUUGCUCUGUCAGUCAAUAGCUGGUGAGCACAAGCAAUAUAAAAACAAACUACAUAUACACCCAAAAUAAAUCAUGGAUAAAAUGCUGACUCACAGUGCGAAAAAAAGAAAACACAGAUAUGAGUCUUAUUGCAUUCCAACACAUGCGAUUUCAGAUGUUGAUUGCAGGUGUAAUAAACACCUAUAAUAACUUCAUUACACAUACUUAUGUCACACAGAGGUUAAAGAGGUUAAAAGAAAAAUCACGCACAAAGUGGGAGAGGCAGCGUAUAGGUCAGAUUCCAAAACCUUAUAAAUACUCCGGUAAAACUGACCAUCCAAACUCAGUGUGUGAUCAUAAGUGUGGAAAAAAAAAUAUCAGAGAGCAUGAAGACAGACGGUGUGAUGCUGCAUCCUCUGGCAUCAGGAGAUGGCCCUGAGCCUGAGCUGAUGUGUAUCUUUGGGACUGGGGACUUAGGACGCUCUCUGGGCCUGCGUCUGCUCCAGUGCGGCUACAGGGUGGUGUAUGGCAGCCGCAGACCUCACAGCUGUGGCCCCUUGCCUGAGGGAGCUCAGGUGAUGACCCAUGAAGAAUCAGCCCGGUCUGCCAAGAUGAUCUUCGUUUGUGUUCACAGAGAACACUAUGAAUUUCUGGAGAAGAUGGCACCUCAGCUUGAAAGAAAGGUGGUGGUGGACCUCAGCAACAACUUGAAGAAAAACAUGUACAUGGAAGCAAAUGCCAUCUACUUGCAGAGGCUGGUCCCUAAAGCGGCCGUAGUGAAAGGCCUUAACACCCUGUCCGCCUGGGCCCUGCAGAAUGGACUUCUGGCAGGAAGACAGGUGUACCUGUGUGGGAACAAUGAAGAAGCAAAACGGGAUGUGGCAGAGAUGGCCACCAAACUAGGCCUCACUGUUGUGGACAAAGGGUCCCUGUCAGCUGCUAAAGAGGUGGAGGACUUCCCUCUGCAGCUGUUCCCAGAGUGGAGGAUGCCUUUGUACGUGGCUUUCGGCCUCUCCGCCUUCUUUUUCUUGUAUUUGGUCAUUAGAGAUAUCGUCUAUGCAUAUGUGGAAAAUGAUGAAGAUAUCUCUUACCGCAUAAUGAUAUCCCUGGCCAACAAGAUCACUCCAGUCGUGUCCCUCAUUAUGCUGGCGCUCUGCUACCUCCCCGGAGCUAUAGCUGGGUUCCUUCAGCUCUACAGAGGGACCAAGUACAGCCGUUUCCCCAACUGGCUAGAUCGCUGGAUGCUGUGCAGGAAACAGUUGGGUCUUCUUGCACUAGGCUUUGCGUUGCUCCAUGUUAUCUACUCAUUAAUCAGUCCUGCCCGCUACUCUGACAGACAAAGAGUCAUCUCCAAUGUGUUGAAUGAGGUGAAGAAAAAUACUACCACUCCACUUUACUUUGACAAUACCAGCGCAUGGCGCAAUGACUCAUUAUAUGCACUGGGAAUCCUGAGCUUCUUUCUUUUUGUCCUGCUGGGGCUAACAUCCUUGCCCUCUGUUGGAGGCACUCUCAGCUGGAGAGAGUUCAGCUUUGUUCAGUCGACGCUGGGCUACCUGACUCUUUUACUCUCCACUGCACAUUGCUACAUUUAUGCCUGGGAUAGAUUCCUUCGCAAAUCUACGUAUAAAUGGUACACUCCUCCGGACUCCAUGCUCUGUCUAAUUGUUCCUUCGGUGACACUGGUGCUCAAGCUGAUCCUCGUCCUCCCCUGUGUGAACCGUCCGCUCAUGCGCAUUCGCCAAGGCUGGGAACGCAACCGGCCAAAGGAUGAGAUGGGUGAACUCAAGGCCACUAACAUGUAAUCCAGGGUUGCUGAAUGUUUCAAUGACAUGUUAUAUUAACAAUUUUCAUUUGUAGGCAAUCAUAAAGUAGGAAAAAUGAAACAGCAUAACGAUUUUGCACAAAGUAUAUUUUAGGAGACUAACUAUUAGUUAUGUAAAGAAGAAGAAAGACCAGCGGUUCCAGUGGUGAGUUAGUGUGUGAUCCUGCCUGUUCCUGACUUUGCAAUACUGAGAGAAAAGUUAGGUUUAUGCUGGCCAAAUUGACACGCUUCUGUUGAUAUAAAUAUUUUUAAUGUGUAUUUUCUUUGAGCAUUGAAACCCCCCACACAUUUCAGAUGUUUGUGUUGUAUCUUUUUCACCAAAUGUGCUGAAAAAUAGAUUGCUAUCCCCUGUUGAAAUCCACUGUUUUGAUAAACAUAGGCAAUAGUUUCUGUAUUCCACUCUCCUUUCCCUUCAAGUGGAGCAAUUGUAUCCCUGAGGUUGCUCUCUUUUCAGGAUGUUAUUGAUCUCCCUGCUUUCUGACACAAAUAUCUCACUACCCAUACCUGCCUCCGUCUCAAGAGCACACUAAGACACACAUGCUUAUGAUGCACAUACACAGCAUAAAGGUGAGUAAUUUAAUUGGAUUUCUGCAUGCAGAUUAUAUGAAAAAAAA